Molecule: messenger RNA, 381 nt
Organism: Salvelinus fontinalis (brook trout)
Lineage: Eukaryota; Metazoa; Chordata; Actinopteri; Salmoniformes; Salmonidae
Product: keratin-associated protein 12-2-like
Exons: 2
Coding region: 1-381 (126 amino acids)
Source: RefSeq, a predicted model, not a curated record
AUGUAUGAGCUGAGAUCAUGUGGCCCAGUGUUUCCCAGUGUGGCCCAGUGUGGCCCAGUGUGUCCCAGUGUGUCCCAGUGUGUCCCAGUGUGUCCCAGUGUGGCCCAGUGUGUCCCAGUGUGGCCCAGUGUGGCCCAGUGUGUCCCAGUGUGUCCCAGUGUGGCCCAGUGUGUCCCAGUGUGUCAAAGUGUGGCCCAGUGUGUCCCAGUGUGUCCCAGUGUGUCCCAGUAUGUCCCAGUGUGUCCCAGUAUGUCCCAGUGUGUCCCAGUGUGGCCCAGUGUUGCCCAGUGUGUCCCAGUGUGUCCCAGUAUGUCCCAGUGUGUCCCAGUGUGUCCCAGUGUGUCCCAGUGUGGCUCAGUGUGUACAGCUCAUAUCUGUUGA